CCCGCCCCCAGAAGGCAGUGCAGGGCCGCGGGCCGCGGGCACGGCGGAUCCCAGUCCCGGCACCGAGCGGCGCGCAGCAUGAGCGCCCCCGCCUCGACCCCCAUCUUCGCGCCCGGCGAGAACUGCGGGCCCGCGUGGCAGGCGGCGCCUGCGGCCUACGAUGCGGCCGACGCGCACCUGCAGAUCCUGGGCAAGCCGGUGAUGGAGCGCUGGGAGGCGCCCUACAUGCACUCGCUGGCCGCCGCCGCCUCCUCUGCAGGGGGCCGCGUGCUGGAGGUGGGCUUCGGCAUGGCCAUCGCCGCCUCCAAGGUGCAGGAGGCGCCCAUCGAGGAGCACUGGAUCAUCGAGUGCAACGAGGGCGUCUUCCAGCGGCUGCAGGACUGGGCCCCGCGGCAGCCCCACAAGGUGCCCCGCCCCUGUGCCACGUCCCAGAGGGGCUGGGGGUCUUCCAGCGGCUGCCCCACAAGGUGCCCCCGCCCCUGUGCCAUGUCCCAGAGGGGCUGGGGGUCGCGGCAGCCCCACAAGGUGGUGCCCUUGAAGGGCCUGUGGGAGGAGGUGGCGCCCACCCUGCCGGACGGCCACUUUGACGGCAUCCUGUACGACACGUACCCGCUGUCGGAGGAGACCUGGCACACGCACCAGUUCAACUUCAUCAAGAGCCACGCCUUCCGCCUGCUGAAGCCGGGAGGCGUCCUCACCUACUGCAACCUCACCUCCUGGGGCGAGCUGAUGAAGUCCCAGUACACGGACAUCACCACCAUGUUCGAGGAGACGCAGGUGCCCGCGCUGCUGGACGCCGGCUUCCGGCGGGAGAACAUCCGCGUGGAGGUGAUGGCGCUGGCGCCGCCGGCCGAGUGCCGCUACUACGCCUUCCCGCAGAUGAUCACGCCGCUGCUCACCAAGCACUGAGCGCCGUCCGCCCGCCCGCCCGCCCGGCCUCCCCCGCGCCGCCGCCUCGGGGCUCGAGGGCAAAUAAACGCUGCCCCGGCCUGGCCGGCCAGGACG
This is a messenger RNA of Oryctolagus cuniculus (rabbit), 1005 nucleotides long. NCBI's taxonomy places the organism in Eukaryota, Metazoa, Chordata, Mammalia, Lagomorpha, Leporidae. The record is from RefSeq and is a predicted model, not a curated record.